AUGGAGAGCAUGAGUGCUCCGCGGCCGAUGGACAGCCAGCAGCUCCAGGGAUUCAUGUCUCCAAUAGCCGAAGUGAAUCCUCAUACUGACAGCCUACUCGAUGGAGUCGUGGUUGAUGAGGAAGCAUUUAUCGCGGGCCCUUCCGCUGAGCUUGUUAGUAUUGAAAAUGAUCCCUUGAUCGAUUCAUACUACAGGAACUUUCACCGAUUACACCCUUUCCUCUUACCAUGGAAGGCCUUAAUGAGGAUCUGUCAAGAUCCGUCCAAACAGCUUACUGUCAAACCGCUUAUCGCCAUCAUGCGCUUUGUCGGGAAUAUUAUGAGGUCGCAAGAAUGGUCUAUUCCGCUGAAAGAUCAUGCCGAAUCCUGCUUCAUGGAAGUACCACCAACUGAUCCCAUUCUGGUCCAAUGCCGACUCUUAUACUCCAUACCUCUGUUCUGGUACGAACAUAAGACUGAAGCUAAGUGGCAAAUGGAAACUGCAAUGCGGCUCGCCAUUGAUUUGAGAAUGUCUGCAAAUGAAUUCCUGACAAAGCAUGGUGACAACGAUUCGGUAUUACAGGAAACUUGGAGGCGGACAUGGUGGAUGUUGUUCACCGUAGAUGCCUAUUAUGCAGGGACUUUGGGAACUAUGAAUUUUGAAAUCUUGAAAAUCGAAACUUCUAUGACCCUACCUUGCGACGAAUCGGAAUAUGAAUCAGGGCUUAUCCAGGCACAGGAGAUCCCCGAGCCCAAAACCCUGCAAGAUUUCGACUGCCGUGAAUUCACCUCCGAUGAUAUCGUAUUUUCAUCCUUUGCCUACCUUAUUGGUGCUGUACGAUGCAUAGCCUCGGCAAUAUCCACGGUCCCAAAUAUCGCCGGGAAUGAGGUUUCAACGAACGUGAUACAGGCUUCCGACUCCAUCCUGAAUGGAUGGUUGCUUUUGUUGCCGGAUAAUCGCAAACAAGUCAUGGAUAAGGCAGGAGAGAUUGAUGAGCUCAUGUUUCAAGCGCACUUGCUCAUUCAUGUAGCCACCAUUGGCUUGCACCGACCAUUGUCAGAUCUGAAACAUUACUCUGUUGAAGAAAUUUCGAGCUGCGCCCGGAAGCCAAGCCCUGAUAUGCCCACGCCGGACCUGAUAAAUGUUCACACCGUGCGUGUCCUACGCGCGGUGGAGGCACAGGUCCAGCUUAUAGCGUUACCUACUGGCAAAUUCCACCACAGCCCCUUUGUCACCUGCAUGAUUAGUAAGGGUGUGUUAUCGCUGCUUUCGGCUUGCAAAUUUUGCCUCAGUGGAAAAGAAUUGAUGAUUGCAAGAGACCAGAUCCGAAUGAUCAUCGGCUGUCUCAAGGCACUAGGCAAAGUGUGGCCAAGAACAGCAAGAAAUGUGAGGGAGAUCCAGACGAUUGCUUCCCACAUCCUUGGACUUGAGUCUAGGGCGGGGGGCGACUGUCAGGGGAAUAAGCCCAGUGAAGUGCCAGGCCCUACAAGUGGCGAAGGGCAGGGAACCUGGGCAGCGGAUGCAUGUGCAAUCACCACGGAUAUUGAUAUACCAACUUCCUUAGGCUCUAUUGAGGAUCUAUGUGGAUGGUUCAGUGCUGGAAUACCCGACUCGCAUAAUCUGUCAGCAUGGUCGAUUGGCUCUGAGAUGUGA
Penicillium subrubescens is the source of this 1632-nucleotide messenger RNA. RefSeq lists its product as uncharacterized. The record is from RefSeq and is a predicted model, not a curated record. NCBI's taxonomy places the organism in Eukaryota, Fungi, Ascomycota, Eurotiomycetes, Eurotiales, Aspergillaceae. Gene Ontology annotation, molecular function: zinc ion binding; DNA binding. Gene Ontology annotation, biological process: DNA-templated transcription. The transcript is spliced from 3 exons. Bases 1 to 1632 code for a protein of 543 amino acids.